AUGAGCAAUGGUCAGGGUGCCAUCUUGAAUUCCAUGGCCAUUUGGUUUUGUGAAACUUGUGGAGGAGGGCAUGGAGCAUCUCAGUCCCCUAUUGUAAGUUCAGCAGUAGCUCCUAUGGAACAGUUGGAAAGAGCUAGUACUAAAAGACCUCAAGGAAGCCUCCCAAGCAAUACUGAAGCAGACCCAAGGAAGCAGCUUAAGGCUAUCUCACUUUGUAGUGGUAAGACCAUCAAGGCUCAGGGUCCUAUUGUCAUGAUAGAGAGGGCAACCGUACGGGAAGUCCCUAGUUCUUCACAGGAAUCCAUAGAGGAGGAAGAGGAAGCAGUUAAGGAAGAACCAAAAGAGUCAUCACUAGCUCGACCCACAGUUCAAGAAUACAAAACCCAAGUUCCUUACCCUUCCAAGCUGAAAGCUGAUAAGGAGGAUGUGAAGUUUAACAAAUUCAUAAUCAUCUUCAAGCAACUCCAUAUAAACAUUCCCAUAGUGGAAGCAUUGUCCCAAAUGUCAAAGUAUACCAAAUUUUUGAAAGACUUGCUUACCAAUAAGAGGAAGUUGGAAGAGGUUGACACAGUGGCUCUCAACAGGAAUUGUUCCUCCAUUAUGGAUAAAAAGAUGUCAAUAAAGUUGAGAGAUCCUGGAAGCUUUGUGAUCCCAUGUUUGUUAGGUGAUGGCGGGGAAGAAAAUGCACUCACCGAUUCUGGAGCUAGCACAAACUUAGCCAGUAGGUCAGUAAGGAGACCACGGGGAAUUGUGGAAGAUGUGCUUGUAACUAUUGAAAAACUUGUCUUCCCCGUAGACUUUGUAAUUCUUGAUAUAGAUGAGGAUGCAAAGACCCUACUCAUUCUUGGACGACCCUUCCUAAAUACAUCCAAGCCCCUUAUCAAUUGGAGAGAUGGAAAGAUAAUAUUGAACGUGGGAGAUGACGAAGUGAUGUACCAACUCCCAAGUUCCAUGAAGCAUUCACUAGACCAAGACGAUGAAUGUUAUUUUACACAUGAGCCUGACCUUUCUAUGUAUGAUUUUGUGAAGGAUGUAUUCAUUGUGAACCCUACUCGCGAAUAUGUGAAGCAGCAGCUUGGGGAAGGACAGAUACAACUUGCAAAGCCACGACAUUAG
This is a messenger RNA of Dioscorea cayenensis subsp. rotundata (Guinea yam), 1116 nucleotides long. RefSeq lists its product as uncharacterized. The record is from RefSeq and is a predicted model, not a curated record. NCBI's taxonomy places the organism in Eukaryota, Viridiplantae, Streptophyta, Magnoliopsida, Dioscoreales, Dioscoreaceae. The coding region runs from base 1 to 1116 and encodes 371 amino acids. The transcript is spliced from 3 exons.